UGAGAGCUUGAAAUCCACCAUAGUGGGAGUAUUUACCAUUUAGCACCCUUCAGUAGUGGAGGCUGUUCAUCAUCUCUCAUCCCUAUGUCUAGGAAUAGAGGAAAGAAAGGGAACGGGACACUUUUGUCUCCUUUUGCCUCUUCCAACCAUUGCUACUCUGAUUUUCAAUUAUCCUCCCUUUUUUUUUUUGACACUCCCAGUAUGUUGCCCAAACCUCCUUUGCCUGACCACUGAGUAGAUUUACUGCUGAUUUACCCAAAUGAGAGCUUCGGUAUCUCCCUCCCAUGCCUUUCAUCCACUCCAAGGCCCAUCGACCCACAGGGAUGAUCCAUGAAGCACUGCAGUCUCACAAUCUUGUGACUUUAUCAACUUCAGGGACAUGUCACCUCUGCUCCACUUCAGACAUGCACAACAACAGCCACAUCUUGGAUGACAAAGCCAACUUUGGAAUAGCUGCAUCUUUGAAAUGUGAUUAUGAUGACACCUCUUCUGCAGGAUUGAGGGAGUUGAACUUGUCAAAUUAGUGUCUACAGUGAUAUGUAUGAAGCAAAGGGAAGAAGAAUUCUUGCUAACUAUCAGACCUUUUGCAAACAGGAUGCAGGUAGUGACCUUCAGUUUAUAAGAAGAAAAGAGUUUUGAGGGAUGAGAAAGUGAAGCACUAAAAGGUGAAGGCACUGGCUAAAAGUCACUUACCUAAUAAGAGUUAAUGCUGGAAAUCCCCUUGCUACAUUCCCAUUGUGAGCAGUGCCACCCUGUGGGAUAGAAGCACACCCCAUGCAAAGAACAUCCCUUGUUACGAAAGAACUUCAGUGACCUGCUCCAGAUUCAUUAAUCACAUGAAGAAUUUCUCUGAAUCUCCUAAAUUUCGUAGUCUACACUGUCUAAAUUUUCCAGUGUUUCCAGAAAGGACUCAAAGUUCAGUGGCGUGUAAAAGACUACUUUGUACUUGCCAGUACAUAGUCCCCAGGUCUUCUGUAAGCACAGCUUCUUUGGAUGAAAAAAGCUGUGAAGAAGCCCAUUCCUCUCCAGCACCAUCUGGUGAAACUGAUGAGGCCCCAUUGAUUUUCACUGCCAGUGGAGAAACUGAGGAGAGAGCCAGAGGAGCACCCAAGCAGGCUUGGAACAGUUCAUUUUUGGAACAACUGGUACAAAAGCCUAGUUGGGCACACUCAGUAAAUCCUGUUCACCUGGAGGCUCAGGGCAUACACAUCAAUAGACACACAAGACCUAAGGCCCAGCCCUUGAGCAAUCCCAAGAAAAAUUCUGGUUCCACCGCCAGACCUUUCACUGCCAUCGGCCUCUGCAGGAGGAGCCAGACCCCCUGCGCCCUGCAGAGCGCCGGCCCGAGUAACGCAGAGCUGGAGCCGAAGGAGAGGAUGGCAGCCCCAGCAGGCUCUCAGGCACACCCCGACAUCCAAAGCAGACUCCUGGGCGCGUCCGGAAAUCCCGUCGGAAGAGGCGCGGUUGCCAUGGCGCCGGAGAUGCUCCCCAAGCAUCCUCAUCCCCCGCGGGGCAGGAGGCCUCGGGCGGACACCUCCCUCCAUGGCAAUCUGGCAGGAGCGCCCCUUCCUCUGCUGGCCGGUGCUUCCACCCAUUUCCCCUCCAAGAGGUUAAUAAAGGUUUGCUCCUCAGCACCCCCCCGCCCAACCCGGCGUUUCCAUACGGUUUGUUCACAGGCCCUUUCUAGGCCGGUGGUGAAUGCUCACUUACAUUGACCGCUGCGAGGGAAUUGUUCGGCGAGUGCUGCCCAUCUUCAAAUCAAUGCCUGCUCAGAACAACAGAAAGGGCCUCAGAUGUACUGGUUUCCACAGAACCAUUGUUAGGCUUUUGUGAAGCAUUUUUGAACCUAAUAAAUAAUGUCAAAAGUC
Molecule: messenger RNA, 1868 nt
Organism: Macaca mulatta (Rhesus monkey)
Lineage: Eukaryota; Metazoa; Chordata; Mammalia; Primates; Cercopithecidae
Source: RefSeq, a predicted model, not a curated record